UUUGUUCGCGAAGGUGCUGGGAUCUGGAAGCUAGGCUACUUGAUACCGCGCUUCUGCUGCUACACAAUUCCUGAUUAUUUUGUACGCUUCAUACCUUGUUACCCAAGUAGGAAUUCGCCCUAUGAUGUGCGAUUGCUGAACAGAAUGGAUGAAAAGUCAAUGGGACAGCAGCAAGACGGCCAAACGUCGCUUACUAGCAGUAUAGUGUCACCCUCAGUCGCUGCGGAUCCUCUUGACUAUCAGUCAAUUCAAGAUGGCUCACAAGGACAAACAGAGCAGAAGCCCCAAUUGAAAGAUUAUUUUCGUGUUUUUAGCUAUGCAGCCAAGAUUGACAUUUUUGCCUACGCUGUGGGUAUUAUUUCGUCUAUCGCGACGGGAGUUACUUUACCACUGAUGAAUGUAGUUUUCGGUAGCUUUGUCGGUAACCUAAGCGGCUUUUCUCAGUCGUCUGGCGAUGGCGAUGCCGGCAGGCUAAAACAUCAAGUAGACAAAUUAUCACUGUACAUGUUCUUCCUAUUCAUUGCUCGCCUGGUGUUGAAUUAUGCCAAUAAAUUUACCUUUCGAAUGGCAGGUAUUCGGCUGUCAUCUUCAAUUCGACUCCACUACCUGCAAAAGCUCUUCGGGCAGAGUGUUCAUGUACUUGACUCAAUGUCUCCUGGCUACGCCAUAAAUACCAUUACAUCAACAAGUAAUACUCUGCAACUAGGCAUUUCCGAGAAGCUGGGAGUUUUUUUUGAAUACAAUGCCACUAUAAUCGCCGCACUUGUGGUGGCUUUUCAUGCAAAUUGGAAAUUAUCUCUCGUCGUCAUAUCAGUAGUUACAUUUAUCAUUCUAACAGUGGCCAUCUUAAUGCCUUUCACCGCCAAAAUAAAUAACCAAAUGAGUCAAGCGGAUGCAAACGCUUCUUCAAUUGCAAGUGAUGCUCUGGCUGGCGUGCGAAUGAUCGCAGCUUGCGGCGCUGAGAAUCGUAUUACUCAAAAAUAUGCCUUAUUUGUAAAUGAAAUGAAAAGGCAUGGUAACAAAAUGACACCACUAAUCGCUCUUCAAUUUGCGUUGACGUUCUUUGCCGUUUUUGGUUGCUUUGGUCUUGCCUUCUGGUUCGGUACGAAACUCUAUCUCGAAGGUCAUUUGGACAAUUUUGGGACAAUUACAGUUGCUGCGGCUCGACAAUUUCUUAACAUAAUCGAUGCCCCUCAACCAAACCAAGGUCGACUUAAAAGUCCAGAAGUUAAUCCUGAAAAAGAUAUUUUUCUCAAGCAAGUCACAUUUGCUUACCCAGGCCGGCCACAUAUCAAAAUCCUAGACAGCUUAGACCUACGAAUAGAAGCUGGGAAGACAACCGCCAUUGUUGGACCUUCUGGAUCUGGGAAAAGCACCAUCAUUGGGCUGAUUGAGCAAUGGUAUUCUCUCAGCGAAUUCACUAAUUCGAUGCCUGAAGAACAUGGGAGUUUAAUAAAGUCGAGCGGAAACAUCUCUAUUGGAGACCACUCUCUGAGUGAAGUAGAUUUGAAGUGGUGGAGAUCUCAAAUUGGCUUAGUACAACAAGAGCCUUUCCUCUUCAAUGGGACAAUUUACACAAAUGUUGCGAAUGGUCUUAUUGGAACCCGAUGGGAAAGUAGUUCUGAAGAUCAAAAAAGGGAGUUAGUCAUAAAGGCGUGUAAAGAGGCAUUUGCUGAUGAGUUUAUUGACAAGCUGCCAAUGGGCUAUGAGACGCCUGUCGGCGAUGGGGGUACAAAGUUAUCUGGGGGACAGCGACAACGAAUUGCCAUCGCUCGGGCGAUUGUUCGUCAACCUAACAUCCUAAUCUUUGAUGAGGCAACAAGCGCAAUAGACGUACGGGGCGAAAAAAUUGUACAGGCCGCUCUUGAUCGAGCAGCGCAGUCGCGCACCACUAUUACGAUCGCGCAUCGCUUAUCAACUGUACAGAAGGCCGAUCGCAUAGUCGUUUUACGACAAGGCAGGGUGGUGGAAUCUGGGUCUCAUGAGAGUCUUAUAGCUAUACCUAACGGUAUUUACUCUAAUCUUGUACAUGCUCAAACUAUAUCACUUGGAGAUGAGACAAAAGAGACCAGCAUUGAAAGAAGCUCGGAAGAGGACAUGGAGACGAUCAUCCAACCUCAAAAAGAUGAAUCCGAGUUAAUCAUCAAGAAUGCUCCAAGUCAUUCUAUCCAGAAGCAUACACGAAGUUUUUGGAAGAGUUUUGGGCGGCUGCUUUAUGAGUCCAAAAAUAGCUACUAUCUCAUGAUACUUAUUUUCAUCUUCACAGCUUGUGCAGGUGCAACUGGGCCGGUACAAGCACUACUUUUUGCUCAUGUUAUUAACGUUUCCAAAUACACAGGAUCUAAACUAAGAUCAGAGAGCGAAUUUUGGAGUGGCAUGUUCGGAGUGCUUGCAGCAGGGGCUGGCAUUUCUUAUUUCGGAUCAUUAUCUACCUCAUUACGCAAUGGACUCCUUAUCCGCUCGAAAUACCAGAAAGAAUAUUUUGAGUCCACUCUCUCGCAGCAAAUGGCAUUUUUCGACCAAGAAGAGCAUUCUCAAGGCGCUAUUGUUGCUCGAGUAGCGUCUGACCCACAGCGGCUGGAUGAGCUCCUAGGUGCAAGUAUGGCGAGCGUCUACAUUGCCGUCUUUAGCAUUGUCGGUUCUAUAUCAAUCGCAUUUGCUUUUGGAUGGAAGCUGGCCGUUGUUUCAUGCUGUGUCGUCCUCCCAAUCAGCAUCGUGGCAUCAUUUUUUCGAUUUAAAUACGAGCUGCAAUUUGAGAGAAUGAACAAUGAAGUCUUCGCUGAGAGCUCUAAAUUUGCCUCUGAAUCAAUCGCUGCUUUCAGGACUGUGAGUGCCUUUACCUUAGAAGAGACUAUAUGUAGACGAUUUGAGACUCUUUGCCGAAAUCAUGUGGCUGCAGCGUAUAAAAAGGCACGAUGGGCAACAUUCCUUGUUGGUCUAUCUGAUAGCGCAACUAUACCCUGCCAAGCUUUGCUGUUAUAUUAUGGAGGCCGCUUGCUUGCUAAUGCAGAGCUUACGGUUCUAAAUUUCUUUGUAUCCUUCAUGGUUGCAUUGAACGCGGGAGAAGCUGCAGGACAAAGCUUGAGUUAUGGGCCGAGUGCAGCCCAAGUCACAACUGCCUCAAAUAGAAUUUUAGACAUGCGAGAGUCUCGAUUUCUGGAUAAGGCUGGAGCGAACGAAGAAAUUCCAGGAUCCGAUGGGGGUGUUAGAAUUGAAUUUCAGGACAUUCACUUCAAAUAUCCUACUCGAGACGUGCCUGUCUUUGAAGGACUGAAUCUGACGAUCGAAAGCGGCCAGUUUGCCGCUUUAGUUGGGGCAUCUGGCUGCGGGAAAACGAGUAUUAUAUCGCUCUUAGAACGAUUCUAUGAUCCUACAGAGGGAAAGAUAUUGUACAAUGGAAUCGAUAUUACCGAACUCACUGUGAAGGCAUAUCGCAAACAGUUAUCAUUAGUCGCUCAAGAAUCUUCAUUAUUUCACGAAAACAUUCUUCUGGGUGUAGACCCUUCUACAGUAUCUGAUGAACAACUUCAUCAAGCUUGCCGUGAUGCAUCGAUUCACGAUUUCAUCGUGUCUUUGCCCGACGGGUUUAGUACUCCUGUUGGAUCCCGUGGCGUAUCACUUUCUGGUGGGCAAAAGCAGCGAAUUUCUAUUGCCCGCGCCCUUAUCCGAAGACCUAAGAUUCUGUUGUUGGACGAAGCCACGAGCUCCCUGGAUCCUGAGAACGAGAAGCUUGUACAAGAAGCUCUUGAGCGUGCUUCAAAAGGUAGGACAAUGGUUGUUGUAGCACACAAACUUUCUACUGUGAGAAAUGCGGAUGUUAUUUUUGUGUUUGGAGACGGUAAGAUACUGGAAAAGGGCAGCCAUACCGAGCUACUUGAACGGAAUGGGGUUUAUUGGAGGAUGUGCAAAAGUCAAGCCUUGGACGCAUAGAAUACUGAAAUCAGGGACGGGAGUCAACACACAAAUUAUUCCAUGCCGUAUAUUCCGUUCUACGGUGCCUCGAAUAAC
Molecule: messenger RNA, 4008 nt
Organism: Trichoderma asperellum CBS 433.97
Lineage: Eukaryota; Fungi; Ascomycota; Sordariomycetes; Hypocreales; Hypocreaceae
Source: RefSeq, a predicted model, not a curated record